Molecule: messenger RNA, 577 nt
Organism: Seriola aureovittata
Lineage: Eukaryota; Metazoa; Chordata; Actinopteri; Carangiformes; Carangidae
Product: extracellular serine/threonine protein kinase FAM20C-like
Exons: 3
Coding region: 206-529 (107 amino acids)
Biological process (GO): protein phosphorylation
Cellular component (GO): Golgi apparatus
Molecular function (GO): phosphotransferase activity, alcohol group as acceptor
Source: RefSeq, a predicted model, not a curated record
GAUGACGCACAUACUUUCUCUUUAUAGUUUGCUUUAUGCAUGAGCGUGCACGUGUGUGUCCCCCAUUUAACGGUCAGUGUGCUCAGCCACAGCGCUGCCUGUUGUGUGUUUGUGCGUCUGUGCACUGUGUGCUUUGUUGCUAUGGUAACGCUCUCCGUGCUGUUUUUCAGUGCAGAAGUCUGGGGGGACGCAACUGAAGCUGGUGAUGUCAUUUCCCAACUAUGGACAAGCUAUGUUCAAGCCCAUGAAGCAGGAGAGAGAUGACGAAACCAACUACAACCUCUACUACUUCUCAGACUUUGAGAGACACAAUGCAGAAAUUGCAGCUUUUCACCUGGACAGGAUUUUGGGCUACAGGAGAGUCCCUCCUGUGGUUGGGAGGCUGGUGGACGUGGUCAAAGAGAUCAAAGACGUCACUACCGAUCGCAAGCUGGCCCGAACAUUUUUUACCUCCCCUGGUACUGCUACCACACUCCUCCUUUAUUCAUUUACCCUGCUCAAAAUAUCAACUAAUUAUGAAUCUCUUUGAAUAUACUUUCUUUCUUCUAAUUCUCACUAGUAACAACCACCCACAACC